This is a messenger RNA of Dichotomopilus funicola, 732 nucleotides long. RefSeq lists its product as uncharacterized. Gene Ontology annotation, cellular component: kinetochore; MIS12/MIND type complex. Bases 1 to 732 code for a protein of 243 amino acids. The record is from RefSeq and is a predicted model, not a curated record. The transcript is spliced from 2 exons. Gene Ontology annotation, biological process: mitotic sister chromatid segregation. Lineage: Eukaryota; Fungi; Ascomycota; Sordariomycetes; Sordariales; Chaetomiaceae.
AUGGACGACCCCGCGCACCGGCGAAUCGAGCUCCAGUCACCUGAAGACCUGACCUAUCUUAUUGAUAAUGUGCGCAAGGCCGCGGCCGAUAGUAUCAACGCGGCAUUCCCGCCCGUUGAUAAUCCCUUGGAUGGGCAGGAAGACGAGUUACGCAACCACAUCGAGCAGCUGGUGAACGAUUAUAUCUUCCGAACGUUCACCAUCGCCUCCCCUUCCCUCUCGAUCAACGGUCUUCCCAUUACCGACCCCACCACCUUCCUCUCCUCGCUAUCCCGGCAGGAAGGCGAACAAUACCUCUCCGCCGAAGGGCAACCGCAAGUCCGGUAUGAAUACGAACCUUUCGACGGGCGCAAACGUGACCGCAUGGAGCAGUUGAUUUCUGAGGAGGAAGACCUGCUUCGAGCGAUUGCGACGCUCAAGCGGCGGGCACCAGCCGCUGCAGCCGGGCGGUGGGCUCAGGCCACCGAGACACAGCUGGCAACGGACGACGCGGCAUUAGAGGCUGCCCGGCAGCGGGCAGUAGAAGAGGGAGCAGAGGGGGGCGCCAAAACGCUUGAGGGUAUGGGGCCGCUCGAGAGGCAGGAGGGCGUAGAAGAGCGGUUUAGUCAGGCAGUGGCUGGGUUGGGGCGGCUAAAGAGGGAUAUGCCCGCGACAGUAGCCAAGAUGGAGAGGGCACGGGUCGCGGGGGAAUAUGUGACGCGCGAUCAUGAUGGGGGUGGGGAUAAAUUAUGA